Molecule: messenger RNA, 5581 nt
Organism: Apis cerana (Asiatic honeybee)
Lineage: Eukaryota; Metazoa; Arthropoda; Insecta; Hymenoptera; Apidae
Product: DNA damage-regulated autophagy modulator protein 1
Source: RefSeq, a predicted model, not a curated record
CGUUCCUUGGAGAACGUCUGGCAGGAACGACGUCCGCGUCAGUCUCGUGGCGCAGCUGCUGAGAGCGCCGUUGGCACAACAUCGAUCGCGCACAGUCGGCCAUAACCUCUGUAACUCGGUACGUUGUUCACCCUGGCCUCGCGGACCGAAGCACGAAAAUUGCGCAGGAACAAACAAAAUCGCGAUGGAACGAAGCUAGGUGGGAUUUCGUGGAUUUCGUUGCUCGAAAAUAUCAUCGAGAGGAGAGGAAAUUGCAAACGGUGCGGUUCGGCGUUGUCCACGAUAAGAAGACCUUCAAUCGUUGUGCAGCACCCUUUCCAAACGGUGUCCAGUUUCGGUGGAACGCGUCGACGGCUCGACCUCGUCGACGACGAUUCGUCGAGCGUUGACGAGACGGCGAGAAAUAAAACGUCGAAGGUAUUAAAUCGAAGAGGGACGUUGAUGGGAGUCGAACUGCAGUGCGGUUGCGGCUUGGAUGCAUCGUAGCGGGUGAUUCCCCUGGGAAGGAAGUGGAAUAAGAGGUCCAGCCUCUUGGAACAGACGAGCAUGAGUGCUCGUGGCUCGUGGACGCGUGCAACGACGCGUGUUUCUUCUCGAUAGCGGCGUCUGCCGCGGACGUCGUCGUCUGACGUCAUUAGUUCCGGCGGGAAAGCCGACAAUAAUUAAAAACGCACAUUGGAAACAUGGUGGACAAGGAAGACGUGCUCGUCAACCUCCAUUAUCUACCGAUCUUCCUCUUCGUUUCAUUGCCUUCCGUCUUUAUUUUGACUUAUAUAAUAGCGGUUAUGUUGGGCCACGUGGAAGCCGGGUUUCCUUACAUCUCGGAUACAGCCACUUAUGCACCAGAAAGCUGUAUAUUCUCUCAAUUUAUCAACAUGUUCGCGAUGCUCAUGUCGUUCGUAGUCUAUAUAAGGUAUUCCCAAGUAAAAGAAUGUUCGAGCACUUUUAGAUUGCAAACCUCCCUACCAAAAUGGAAUCAUUGGGCUUUAAUUUUUGGCCUAUUGUCGACCUUUGGCCUAUCGGUCGUUGCGAAUUUUCAAGAGACCUCCGUUCUCGUGGUGCACUUUAUCGGCGCUCUGCUCUGCUUCGGUGGUGGUACCGCAUAUUUUUGGACACAGGCUGUGUGCACGUUCUACCUUCAUCCGCUCGGAUGUUCGUUGAGACUCGCUCACAUACGAACGGCAUUGUCAACCUUUUGCACCGUUUGUUUCGUCGUAACUCUGAUCACCGGUGUGCUGGCACGCUUGGCUUACAAGGGCACGAAUCCCCGAAAAUGGUACAGGGAGGACGGUGGAUGGGAGCUGCACGUGGCUAGCACGAUCACGGAAUGGCUGUGCGCCGGUGCAUUCGCCGUGUACAUUUUGACCUUCUCCGAGGAAUUUCGCGAUGUCAAAGUUAUCCAUCCGAAGAUAGUGUGCACCCUGAGCCGAACGAGAUUGAGCAACGAGACGUUGAACGAGAGCCAGGAUUCGAUGGGUCAGAACGAAAGCGCAAGGACGAUCACCUGAUCGCUCAUAGGCAGAGGCGCCGGUGGUUACGUCAACCUCCUCUCGCAUUCACCAGUGAACACCCCGUGUCCCGGUUACAGGUACCGUGAAUCCCGCGAACCCCUAUUGGACGAGGCCGCGCCCCUGAUCGCGACCACGCCACCAGCCGCCUGUGACAUCGAGGGAAGGACCGACGUCCUCUGCCCUGUACAGAUACACGUGCACGACCCCUCGGCACGCGAGAGACGAAGACAGAUGGACAAGGAGGACGAGACGGAGCGAGUGCAGAAAUGGGGGGGGAAUCAUCGGUCGAGGAAUUGGAUCGAUCUGGACGAGAACGUGUUGGACGGUUACAUACUGAUAGACGACUCGUGCCUCGAGUCCGGCGUUAUACCGGACGAAACGAAGGAGCUUCCGUACCCGGAGGGGGGCGUAGAGGUGGACGAGGAGAACGAGGACGCGGACAGCCACGGUAAGGACGAUGGCUCGAUUUACAGCAUCGCCAAGAGAGGGAUCUCGAGGAGAGGGCUUCGAGGAGAGGAGUUCGAUCUAAGCUCGACCUAUCCGCUUGCCAACAGUCACGGCAACGCUUACAAAGAGUCGAGCAGUCAUACGAGGUACACCGAGUUGUAUUCCGAGUUGGCGGUUAAGAAUUAUUUGGAGGGGAAUCGGGAAGAAAUGGGGAAUUAUUCCGUGGCCAACAGCCACGGUGAUCACAGCGUGUCGUCGGAGAAUAGGGAACGAAGUUUGAGGGAGAACGCGGAGAACGAUCAAUCGGUUUGGGACACGAGACAGCACACGAAUUACGAGGUGGCCAACAGUCACAGUAAUUAUAGAGUGUUCUACGACAGUCAGACGCAGCAGAGAGAAUUGUUGAGGACGAGCGGCUGGUCGAUAGAGUCUUGGAGGGAGCAUUUAAUGGCCAAUAAUUACGUGGUGGAGGAGCGGAAGCAGAAAUCUGAGAACGCAGGGCAACUCGUCCGGGACGAUGAAUCGACGAAAACUAGUCGGUCGGAGGCGAAAAGCGAUCCUGGCUCCGAACCAGCAUGCGACAUCGAGCAAUGCCUCGUCCAGAUCGAGGAAAGCUUGUUGAACAUCGAACAAAAUUUGCUUCACGUGCAAGACCUCGACAUACCGGAAUUGAGGAAUCUUUUGUACAAAAGUCCAAGCAUCGAGAAAAGUCUCUACGAGGUUCAGGACCUCCUCUACGCUGACGGUAUUGUUCCUGUAAUCAAUAAGAGAAAAUCCUCGACUCUUAUAUCCGAAGACGAGGAAGAGGACGAAGAGGAGGAGGAGGAAGAGGAGGAGGAAGAGGAAGAGGAAGAGGAGGAGGAGGAGGAGGAGGAAGUUUGGGUAGGUCGUAACAUAACCGUAAAAGACAACGACAACGAAGACGACGACGCUGCUAUUGGCACCUUCGAUGCCUCGAACGAGGAAUCAUCCGACACCGCUAACAUAGACGAGAACAAUCGAUCGGGAUCGGUGGACAAUUGUUCGACAACCGACUGUACAAACGGCUCGACCAUCUUCCACGAGGACGUAUCCGUCGAUCCGAAUUGCAACGAAAAGACCAUGAACUUCAUCCCGAACAGUUUAAACAAAACCUUGCCCAGAAGAAUCAUUCUCGACGGAGCCAAGGAGAAUAUCAGACUUUGCUCCUCGGAACCCGAAGAGUCGACCACGGUCGAUUACAAUUUGAACACCACCUGCGCCGAGAAGAAGUUGUUCUGUCGCGACAAGUGUCACAGCAGGACGAACUCGUUGGACGAAAAUUCCACGUUCUCGAAUUUCGAUUCGUUCGACAAACGGGAGACGGGGAAAAGCUCUUUGCAGAACUUGCUGUUCGAAUCGGCGAACGGGAAUUUAUUCGAUCGGUCCGGGAAGGCAAGGUCGGAGGAAAUGCUGCCUCGGACGCCUCGGAACAGAUGCUUCAACGCGAGUAGAAAAAAGUCGAAGGAGAAACAGGCGAAAACGGAGGAUUUUCGUAGGAAGCUCGAGCCCGUUUCCUCGAGUCGUCGUUUCGCGAACGCGUCGAACGAGCAGAAGAGGGCGAAAAUUUCGAAGGAAUCGGUGAACGCGAACGCGCCACGCCCGAUUCGUGAAAAGUCACCGAACAGGACGAGGCGAGGCACGAUCUCCGCGGACAAGGUUCAAGAUAAGGACAAGGAGUCCGGGAAAUGCACGGACAACAAGAGGAAACGGAAGAAGAUAUCGAGCAGAAGUCAAAGUUCCUCGGAGAACGCGUUAGUGCCUAGCAAAUUGAUCUCUCUUUCGCUGUCUCUUCUUCUCGCGGCUUUAUUACAAGCGGUCAGGUGUCUUACGGACCUCGUCGAGGACGCGUUCAGAUCUGUCAACUGCGACAGAAGCGGCCUAUUGCAAUAACGCUGCAUCCGCGAACGGUUCUCGUCCGGCACGAGACCCCAUUCGUUCAGAACGUGGCAACAACCAACGAGAUUAUCGCGUAUGAAUGGUAACGUUAGAUGGCACUAAUCACGUACACACACACACACACACACACACACACACACACACACACACACACACACACACACACACAUUAUUACUAUUAUUUUUCUUCGCUGUACUCCCACUUCGUUUUCAAAUACGUACCGUCUCCCGUCCAAGACCAGAUUUCUGUCGAGGUGGCCGCAAUUUCAACCGAUUCGAGAGAAUUUUUCUCAACAUUUUUUUGAUCAGAUGAGAAAUUUCUGAUCCGAUUCCAGAACUUUUCUUUCUUCUGGAUAUUAGCGUUGCAAUGGAUUUCAUAUUUGAGACUAGAGAUUUGACAAUCUGUAGAUGAUUAAGUUUUUCUUUCUCGUGCGUAAAAUUGAUUCAUAAUAGGGCUUGCAGUAACUCGUGGAAUAUUUUUUCUUUUCUCUCUUCGAGUAUAAAAAUAAUUAAUCGUACGAAUAAUACGAAAGAAAAAUGUAUACUUGGAAAGAAUAAUAUCGUUCAUUGAUAAAUAUGAUUACGUGAUACAGAAAUUAAUCACGGUUGAGGAACAAUAAAAUAGAUAGAACGUCGUUCCACAUUAUCGAUCAACGCGAUUCUAUUACCAAGAUAAACAGUGAAUUGAAAAGAUAUAAUAAUCGUGACACUUUCAACAAUUAUCAUAAAUGUUUCUUCGAGUACCGAGUUUUCUAAUUAAACGACACAUAAAAAAUCGAUUACCGCACCGAUUCUUCUUGCGCUCCGUUCUUUUUUUUUUUUUUUUUAACCGAGGUCACCUUUUCAGAAGGCGCCUAAUGAAACUGGUUCUUGGAGGCCGCGAAACAAGGGGGAAACAAGUUCAUCCAAAGACAUCCGAUCACCGAGGAACUUAUGAUUUGCAACCGUAAACGUCCACAAGCUACAGCUGAUGUCUGUGAUAAACGCUAUUGCUUACGACCCACGAUUAUGUUUUUUACACACGGUACGCUUACAAUACCAAAAGACAACAAGUUUAAUCGUAGGGGAGGAGUACACACACUCGUUACUUGUACACAGUAUCUCGUUUAUAAGGAGAUCGUUUAACAGAGAAUCGCAACGAUGACGGCGUAGGAACGAGACGUGCGAUUUUUCCUUAUAUUUUUCCUUAUUUUUUUCUUUUUUUUUUUUUCUUCUACUCUUUAAUUCAUCGCCAAGAAUUUAUUUUAUAUAUAUAUAUGUGUAUAUACAUAUUUAUAUAAAAGGUGCUACCGCGUGCAACCGUCGAGACGCGAAUAAUUCGCGUGAAACGAAAGCGUGUCACGUGGAUGAGACGAAGUCGGAGAGAGAAAGAGAGAGAGAGAGAAAGAGAAACAUUUUUCACGAGCUUCCAAGAGAAGAUGUUUUACGGAUCGCUAGACGGGUAUGUGCCAGAAACGACGAUGACGUAGCGCGCGAAAACGAUAGUGCACGAUAAUAGAAAGAAGAAGUUUCGCAGAUAAGUCUUAUCGAUGGAGCAAAGUACGGGCUAAGCAUGUUACGGUAUUUAGCACCGCGUACGUAACGUUCUAAAGUGCCUAAAGAAAAAAAAAAAAAGAAAAAAGAAAAAAAAACUCGUCGCGUAACGCGAGUUGCAGUUGCAUAUUUGUCUAAUUGAUUAAAACUUUCCAUCUAACGAUUUAACGCUA